Molecule: messenger RNA, 627 nt
Organism: Penicillium salamii
Lineage: Eukaryota; Fungi; Ascomycota; Eurotiomycetes; Eurotiales; Aspergillaceae
Source: the annotation of a GenBank genome assembly
AUGGGGAACUCGAGCAGUUCACAGAAAAUCUCGCCUCAGGAUAGGGCCAUUCUCGACCUCAAGAACCAGCGUGAUAAACUACAUCAAUACCAGCGCCGCAUUACCGUUCUCACAGAUCGCGAGACCGAAAUCGCAAAAGAAUGUCUCGCGCGAAAUGAUCGGCGGCGCGCCUUGCUCGCUCUCCGGCGCAAGAAAUACCAAGAAUCACUACUUGCAAAGACAGAUGGACAGCUUGCGCAAUUGGAGCAGCUCACUGGACAAGUGGAGUUCGCGCUAGUCCAGAAAGACGUACUAUACGGACUGCAGCAAGGCACGCAGGUACUGCAGACUAUUAAUAAAGAGAUGGGUGGUAUUGAGAACGUGGAGAGGUUAAUGGGCGAAACGGAAGAUGCAAGGGCUUAUCAAGAGGAGGUGAGCCAAAUGCUUGCUGGUCAUCUGACAAAUCAGGAUGAGGAUGAGGUCGAGGAUGAACUGGAGGCUUUGCGGCGUGAGGCUGCUGGUCCCGAAGUCCUGCCCGAGCCUGUCGUCUUGCCUAGUCCACCUACUGCGAGACCUGAGCGGGCUCAAGAGCCAGAGCACGAAAGGACUGAGCCUCAAGCCGAGCGGAGGGAAGCUCUGCCUGCAUAA